AUGGCACCAAUUGAUAUGGAAGGUGUAGAGAAGUACGAUUAUAUUGUUAUUGGAGGUGGCAGCGGUGGCAGCGGUGGUGCCAGACGAGCCGCUGGCUGGUACAAGGCAAAGACCCUGAUUGUUGAGAAUGGACGGUCCGGAGGCACCUGUGUCAAUGUUGGAUGUGUACCAAAGAAGAUGACCUGGAACUUUGGCUCUAUCAACGAGCACCUUGAACACGCCAAACACUACGGCUAUGACGUCCCCAAGAACAUCAAGUAUGACUAUGGUUAUUUCAAGCGCACCCGAGAUGCCACCAUUGAACGGCUAAACGGCAUCUAUGAGCGCAACUGGAACCGUGAGGGAAUCGAUCUUGUCAAGGGAACUGCAAGGUUCAUCGAACCCAAGGUCAUAGAGAUUGAUAUGAUGGAUGGUUCUGGAAAGAAAACUGUCACCGCACCUCACAUCCUGAUUGCUGUGGGUGGCUAUCCGAUUAUCCCAGACAUUCCCGGUGCUGAGCAUGGAAUCACCAGCGACGGUUUCUUCGAAAUCGAAGAGCUGCCUCCCAAGAUUGCAGUGGUUGGAGCCGGAUAUAUUGCUGUUGAAUUGGCCGGUGUCAUGAAUACUGUUGGCGUCGAGACACACAUGUUCAUCCGUGGAGAUACCUUUUUGAGGAAAUUUGACCCCAUGAUUCAGCAGACCAUGACGAAACGUUAUGAGGCUACCGGCAUGCACCUCCACCGAGGCUAUACGGGAAUGAAAAAGGUUGAACUGCUGAGCUCCGGAAAGGGCGCCGAAAAGCGUCUCAAACUCACAUUCGAUGACGGGUCGGAAAUGGAGGUCAAUGAGCUUCUUUGGGCUAUUGGUCGUGCCCCAGCAGUUUCAAAGCUGGGUCUCAAGGAGAUUGGCGUCAAGCAAAAGGACAGCGGCCACAUCAUCGUCGAUGAGUUCCAAAAUACUUCUGUUGAUGGAAUUUACGCCCUAGGCGAUGUAACGGGUCAGGCAGAGCUGACUCCAGUCGCCAUUGCUGCAGGCAGACAACUUGGAAACCGCCUUUUUGGCCCUCCAGAGCUCAAGUCCUCCAAGCUCUCAUAUGAAAACAUCCCGACUGUCGUCUUUUCUCAUCCUGAGGUCGGAACAUCCGGUCUUACUGAGCCAGAGGCCAUUGAAAAGUAUGGCAAAGAGAACCUCAAGAUCUACCACACCAAAUUCACAGAUAUGUUCUUCAGCGUUUUCCCAGCUGAGGAGAAAGAGAAGAAUCCGACCGAGAUGAAACUUAUCUGUGCCGGACCCGAAGAGAAGAUCGUUGGCUUGCAUAUUCUUGGCCUCGGUGUUGGUGAGAUGUUGCAAGGCUUUGGUGUCGCAAUGAAGAUGGGUGCCACCAAGAAAGAUUUCGACUCUUGUGUAGCCAUUCAUCCUACCAGUGCGGAGGAGUUGGUUACUCUACGAUAA
This is a messenger RNA of Nannizzia gypsea CBS 118893, 1431 nucleotides long. RefSeq names its product glutathione-disulfide reductase. Gene Ontology annotation, molecular function: flavin adenine dinucleotide binding; glutathione-disulfide reductase (NADPH) activity; NADP binding. Gene Ontology annotation, biological process: glutathione metabolic process; cell redox homeostasis; cellular response to oxidative stress. Bases 1 to 1431 code for a protein of 476 amino acids. The transcript has 3 exons. Gene Ontology annotation, cellular component: cytosol; mitochondrion. The record is from RefSeq and is a predicted model, not a curated record. Lineage: Eukaryota; Fungi; Ascomycota; Eurotiomycetes; Onygenales; Arthrodermataceae.